Molecule: messenger RNA, 1640 nt
Organism: Mugil cephalus (flathead mullet)
Lineage: Eukaryota; Metazoa; Chordata; Actinopteri; Mugiliformes; Mugilidae
Product: mid1-interacting protein 1-B-like
Exons: 1
Coding region: 309-803 (164 amino acids)
Biological process (GO): regulation of lipid biosynthetic process
Cellular component (GO): cytosol
Source: RefSeq, a predicted model, not a curated record
CAGGUUGUAGGACCGCCUUCGUUGUGCGAAACCACCUGUAUUAGAAGCUAUAUAAACCCCUUCGCAGAUUCCCUGGGAAAGAACGAGAAGAGCUCAAACGCUGAACCGGAACACCCAAAAGCCCAGGCACACCAGCGCAACUCGCCUGAUUCACCGGACAGCCAAUCCACGCUCCAGCUUUACAGACAAGCCAGCCGCUUCUUUAAGCCGAUCAGCCCGGAAACAAAGCAGGGCACUCUCACAAAAGAGGAACUCAGACAAGAAACUCGGAUCUUUCUCCUUUGCUUUCUGACAAAUCUCCAGCCAAGAUGAUGAUGCAGCAGCUGGCAGAAAGCAACAACCAGAAGAACUCCCUGUUCAACGCGAUGAACCGCUUCAUCGGCGCCGUGAACAACAUGGACCAGACCGUCAUGGUGCCCAGCCUGCUGCGGGACGUCCCGCUGGGCGAGGAGAGCGAGAUGAGCUCCAUGAAGUCGGACGUGGACGAGGGGGACAUGUACAGCUACUACCAGCUGCUCAAGUCCAUCCGCACGGACAUCGAGUGGGGAGUCAGGUGCGCCGCGGCCGACGAGAGGCGCAAGGAGGGCAUGAAGAUGACACGCACAAACUCCUCCAUGUCCGUGUCUUCCUCCGCGUCGAUGUCGUCCGAGGAGGACGACGACGAAGAGGACGAGGACCUGGAGAAGCAGUUCCAGUACCAUCUGACCGGACUGCAAGAUGUUCUGUCCAAGCUCACUCAGCAGGCCAACACACUCACCAAGCGCUACAAGAAGGAGAUUGGCAUCGGAGGCUGGGGCCAGUAAACCAACAGAAACUGAGAGACAGUUUUUUUUCACUGCAGUAGCUCAACUGACUUUUCUCAAUAGGCCAUGUUCCUGGUUUCCUUUUCAACUGAUGACAUUUAUGGAUAAACUUUUUGAUAGUAGAGAAGAAGGCAGCCUCCUCUGUCUACAAACCUACAUGGUGUUGGUCUACUCUUUGGUACUGACUGUAGAUGUGUUGAUCCUGAAGAAAGCAUUUGUGUGCUACUUACUCACUAAGGGUUUUAUUUGCACUCCAAAGUGUUGCACACAUUAUGCCUCACGUGAUACAUAAAUGAAACAUAUUUAAGCCGUUAUUUAAUGCAUAUUUAUUACUUCACACUGUAUGUUUGAGAGCCAAAUGUUAUUUCAAAGCUUGAGAAAGAAGUGGACCAUGUCCCCGGCACAACCUGUCAUUCGAACAGCCCCUAUGUGGGGGAAUACUGACGAAAGACUCCGCAUCCCCUGUGAUGCUGAUGAUGUUAGUGAGUUCGGAUGAUUGUUAUUUUUUUUCUCUUUCUCUGUAGAACCAUUACUCCAUUCACUUGUUGUGUUUUCUAAUGCCUGGAAGGAGGCAGAUGCUUACUGUAGCUGCCUAUGAUCUCCUAAUGUCCUACAUGGUCAAUGAACUGGAAUCAACUGAUAAUUCUUCCGCACGAAGAAUAAUGAGAGUUUCCAUGAGAUGCAUUGUUGUUGUUGUUGUCAUUGUCAUUUUCUGUCAUCAUGGUAUUAUUUUUGUUUAGGUCCAUCUGUCAAACUUAGCAAGUGCUUUUGUGCACCUUCUGCACCGUUUUUAUACUGAUAACAUGUGUUUGUAAAAUAAACUUUUCUAUAAAUGUA